Momordica charantia (bitter melon) is the source of this 707-nucleotide messenger RNA. RefSeq lists its product as uncharacterized. Gene Ontology annotation, cellular component: RNA polymerase III complex. The record is from RefSeq and is a predicted model, not a curated record. Gene Ontology annotation, biological process: DNA-templated transcription; termination of RNA polymerase III transcription. Gene Ontology annotation, molecular function: nucleic acid binding; zinc ion binding. Lineage: Eukaryota; Viridiplantae; Streptophyta; Magnoliopsida; Cucurbitales; Cucurbitaceae.
UUUUCGGUCCAUACAAAAAAACCCUUCUUUUUUCCCGCGCUGCUAAAUCCCCUCCCCAUCCUUCUCCCAGAUUCACACGCACGCGUUUCUCGCUCACUUCUCACAUCAGUCGCCUCAUUACUUGCCGAUCUCUCCGACUCUCUGGCAUAGCUAAUGGAGUUCUGCCCAACUUGCGGGAACAUGCUGCAAUUUGAGUUGCCCAAUAUGGGCAAAUCUUCCAGAUUCUUCUGCCCGACUUGUCCUUAUGUGUGCCAUUUGGAGAACAGGGUAAAGAUCAAAAGAAAGCAGCAUUUGUUAAAGAAGGAAUUAGAACCCAUAAUCUCUGAUGAUGAUAUGAAAACAGCAGCUCAAACCGAAGCAACAUGUCCAAAUUGUGCAUUUGGUAAGGCUGCUUUUAUACAAUUACAGCUGAGAUCGGCUGAUGAACCUGCUACAACAUUUUACAAGUGCAUGAACGAGAACUGCAGACAUAAUUGGCGUGAGGAUUAAGUGCCCCAAAGAUACAUUUUUUAUGGAUGAAGAUAUAGGUCAAUUUGAGAAAAACAAUACUUUGGGGAGCUGUUGGAACUUCGUGAAGGGCAAAAAUCAAUGUCUUAAAUGUGUUUACAAAACAAAGUUGAACAAAGAUGGCAAAUUAGACGAGAUAAACAGAUAAAGUUUGUGAUAUGAUAUAUAUAUUGUCCGUUUUGAGUAUGACUUUCACGACU